Scophthalmus maximus (turbot) is the source of this 7868-nucleotide messenger RNA. It is a transcript of the gene bend5, whose product is annotated as BEN domain containing 5. The transcript has 6 exons. Gene Ontology annotation, biological process: negative regulation of DNA-templated transcription. Gene Ontology annotation, molecular function: DNA binding. NCBI's taxonomy places the organism in Eukaryota, Metazoa, Chordata, Actinopteri, Pleuronectiformes, Scophthalmidae. Bases 361 to 1734 code for a protein of 457 amino acids. The record is from RefSeq and is a predicted model, not a curated record.
AUGCUGAUGCUUUUAUAGGCAUUUAUGUAUAUUAUGUUCAACACAAAUGUUUUCAAAUGACAAAGAAAUGUUGAUAUGAUGAUGCAAGUGAACACUGUGUUUCAUAUGUUUCUGUCACAAAUAAUUCAAACAUGUAUUUUUAAUACAUAACAAUGAAGUUAAUGUCAGGUCUAUUACUUCUGCCUGAUUGAUCAGCCCUGGUGAUGUGGACCAGGCAAGAGCAGCCGAGCGCAGACACCACCAUCCCCAACCCUCCUAUGUGUCUGUGUGUAUAUAUAUCUUUUUUUUUUUUUUAAAUACUUUGGGAGGAAAAAAAACUGUCAACCAUAUCCAAAGUGGGGGACCGGGGAGAAGUAAAUAAUGUAUGCUUUUGUUCGAUUCUUUGAAGACGACAUGUGCUACGCGUUGCCCGCUUCAACUGUGGAAGAUUUCCGACCUCUGCACAAAACAGAUUUUGACAAUCAGAAGGUGUAUCUGGUUCACAGAGCCGAAGAGGAUGGCAGCGCAGGCCAGCCGUGCGAAGCACAGAUCCUUGCCCUUGCAGAUACAGUAGAGGAAUUUGAAGACAGUAUAAUGCAAAAGAAGAUGAAAAUUCCCAAGAUGUCCAUCGAGAAUUCAGGAAACUCCAUUGAGAACCAUUUUGGAGAGGAGAGGUUGCCACUCAGGCAUAAAAAGGCCCUGUCUCAGGACCAUGGACGGCCCCUCUCCAACUCCUCCAAGAGCCUCGCAGCAGUAGUGGCUCGCCUGGAGAGAAAUGCAGCCAGCUCCUGUAUGGAGGGCGAAGAGGACCCGGAUGAGGACAGGCUUGCUGACGAGGGAGAGGAUGCAGAAGAUGACGAUGAAGAUAUGGAGGCAGAACAUCAGCAGCAACAACAUCACCAGCAGCAGCAGCAGCAGCAGCAACAACAACAGCAUUUGGAGGUGGACACAGAUUGUGUGUCGGAGGUAGCUGCAGCCGUGGUUCCUCGAGUCUUGUACGAGGAGCUGGUUCACAGCUACAGGCAACAGGAGGAGGAGAUGAGGAGGCUGCAGCAGGAGCUAGAGAGAACCCGCAGACAACUUGUACAGCAGGCCAAGAAGCUCAAGGAAUAUGGCAGCUUGCUGACAGAAGUCAAAGAACUGAGGGACUUCAACAGGAGGCUGCAAGACGUACUACUCAUGAGAUUGGGCAGCGAGCCUAUGCAUGACAAUGGCACUCAGACAAUCAAAACUGAGGUGGUCGAACCCAUUGUUGAGGCCCAGGAGACGUGCAGAGAAGAAGCCAACACCAGUUCCAGCUACUCACCCUCGCCUAGAACAGUAUACACCUGCAACGAUGGGAAGGUGCACCUUGGUGGAGGAAUUUGGGUGGAAGAGGAGAAGUGGCACCAGCUGCAGCGGACCCAGGGAGACUCCAAGUUCACAAAGAACCUGGCCGUGAUGAUUUGGGGCACGGAAACCCUCAAGAACCGCAGUGUCACAGGAGUGGCCACCAAAAAGAAGAAAGACGCUCUGCCCAAACCUCCACUCUCACCCAGCAAGCUGAAAAUAGUCAGAGAGUGUCUGUACGACAGAGUGUCUCAAGAGACAGCCGACAGUGCAGAGAUUACGCAGAGAUUAUCCAAAGUGAACAAAUACAUUUGCGAAAAGAUAAUGGACAUCAACAAGUCCAUCAAGAACGAGGAGCGGCGGGAGUCCAAGCUGCUCAUCAGACAGACAGUCAAGAUGGAGAACUUCACCUACGAUGGCAUGUAGUGAUCAACCAGCGCCUUCUGCCCCCCCGUGGUUCGCAGGAUAUCCAAGGGGACUUGAUAUGUGGGUGGUCGGGGGGAUAUGUUUUACAGUUUCAGGAGCAGUUGUAUCACUUUGACACAUCGGAUUGGUCGUUAAGUGAAAUUUUUACACAAAUAGACCCCUUCCCACCUCCCGAUAGAACAACCGUUACCUUCCUCAGUGCCCAGUUUCCUCUUUGGCUGACAGACAGCUUUACCCAACAGUGCAGAGGUGAACGGGUGUGAAAAGGUUUAAUAUGAGCUUGUGUGAGUGUUUUGUUUCCUUUUAAACAUUUACAGUGGAAUUGGUACCGAGACACGGUUUAUCGAGGUGUAUGCAUUUGUGUCAAAGGAGAGAUUAGAUGUGAUUGUUAAAUUAAUUAAUUGUUCUGUGUCAGAACAUAAUCUUGCGUCAUUUAAACUUUUAAAAAGUAAAAGGGUAUUUCCCGAGACAAAGUCUUCUGAUCCUAUAACGAUGAUGAUGCCAGCUCACAUUAGAUCUUAGACGUGGAUGUUCGGUGACUACCCAAUACUGUCGGUACUUACUGCAUAGACGUCACUGUCUCAAAUGCACAAGUCUUAAUUGGUGAUAGCCAUAUUAGAUUUUGCAACAGAGAUUCUGUUGCUCCAAGAGAUGAAUAAUGAGUGUGUGCUCCCCCUUAACUCUAGGUCAAUCACAACACAUCACUUUAUUGAAAAGGGGGGGAUGGAGUCUGUAGAGAGCUAUAUUUGUUUUUGCUUUAUACGUUGACCUUUUAGUUAUGGACAUCUGCCAUCACCGAGAGAGCACAAGGAAAGGGUUCGAUGGUAUUUUCCUGCGUUACUCUGAAUCAAACAUGUCACUUUCAGACGAUUUGACUGUUUACUGAGUCGUAGUGGUACAGGCAUGUUGAUACCUAGAAAGGCCUUAAAUGGAUUUGGCAAUCACCAGGGACAUAUGUGCCCCUGGGUUUUUUUUAUAGCAAGCUGUGAUUGUAAAAAUGUAUAGUAAGCUGAAGGGAUGAAGCUUCACCUGCACUUUGCUGUGAGAAUGUAAGUGACGGGCAAGACACUAUUUUCUGUGUGACUCACGUGGUGAAGUUGAUCGGAGCCAGGCUACUUUCUAUCCCCCCCAUCCUGUUAAAAGAUGCUGGCCUGCAUGGGACGACGUGGGCAACAAUAUCGGGAGUGCUGCUGUGCACGGUUGUGGUCCAUCUCCGUGUGGAAGCAGUGUUAGCUGUGGGUAAAGCUGUCUGAAAAACUGUUGUGCUGUCGAAGUUGUCUGGGCCUGCUGAACCCUGUAAUAACCCCCUCUUUUUUAAGCCAUGCCACUGGGGAACAAAGUUAGGUCGCUCCGGUGACAGCUUCCUGAGCUACGCCGUCAGAACUUUGAAAAUUGUCCUCUUUUUCUCAUGUUUUUUCUUUUCUUUUUUCUCUCCAGUUGUUUUACUGUUUUGAUCCAAAAAGGUUUGUGUGGCUGUCUGCAGGCUGGAACUAAACGCUGCAGAUUGAAAUCUCAACUGUGACCUAUAGCUGUGGCUAACUGUGAAUCUGCUGCAGAGCUGCCCAUCAAGCCUUUCUCCUCUUCACACUCGAUUCUCGUUUGUCGGUUGGUUUAUUUCUCUCGAUCAUUUUGUCUGUCUCGGUUUUUGUUAUUUCAAAAGUUCAGAUCAGCCUUUUUGUUGAGCUACCUUAUAUUUUGUGUACAUAAAAACACAUCUUUUUGGUUUUUCCACCAAACAUCGAUACAGUUUGUAGUCAUGUGACCCUCUUACAUUUUUCAAGGUUCUGGUCAAGGUUUUGUUUAAUUAAUAAUUUAUGUUGUAAUUUCAUGUCACCCAACAAUUUGUUGUUUCUUUGUAUGUUUCCAUAUAUUUGCUGGGGUUUUUUUUUUCAUAUGAAUUGUUGGCUUUAAGCUCGGCGUUUUAUCCAAAUGUAGACCAGUGGAAUCUACAAACAAGUUAAAAAGUUAUUUCCCUUUCUCAGCCAAAGCAAGAUCUGUGGAACGAGAGACAAGACUUUACGUGACAUAAUAUUUUGACAGAGCCCAUAUAUUAAGCUACAUUCACAACAUGAUAUUUGAUGAGCCUCCCUCAAAAUACAAACCUUGUAAUUAUCUGCCAUAGUAAGAGGAAAAAUCGGUAUCGUUAAACCAUUGUACACUAGCUAUUAGAUCGACACAAAUCAUUUACAUUGAAUGCACUUUAAAGCUUCUGGGCAGUUUCCUCAAUCUUAAAGAAAUGUAUUUGUGGUAUUUGUCCUUUUUUAAAUGUCUAUAGAUUAAGGCCUAACAAUCAUUGUAUUAUCAUGAAGCACCUUAGAACAUUUUGGUUUAUAGUUUAUUUUGUGGCAAGAAUGAGAUAUGAGAUAUAGUCAGAAAUGCCCCUGACAGGCCAAUGCUCCAAGCAAACUUGAUAGAUUUAAUACUUCCAAAGUGAAUUUUGGAAUAUUUGCAGCGAUUAGAAAACAAGAUUUCCACAAGUGAAAUUAUGUUGAAACUGGAUUCCACAACUCAAUCACAGCCUGACGAACAAUAAUUGGCUUUCUUGGCAAAUUGACAAGCAAAAGCCAAAAUCUCUUUGAUAAACCUGAUUGGUUUUCAAGCGAAACGUGGUUCACCAAUCUUAAGAUAUUUACCUAUGAAAUGUGCAAGAUGACUGGAAUAUGUGCUUUAACUUGUCGUGUCAAGAUGCUGGUUAUGUAUAGGUAUGACUUAUUGUAUGGAGAUGAUUGUGUAUUUUUUACAAAUGAGUGAGCUGAGAUCAAGGUAAAAAAGGGGGAUGGUGCUGAAAGAUGAAUCAGCAGGGUUUGCACAAAAAAAUGGCCCAUGCCAAGGUAAAAGAGCUUUGUGAAUCUUAAGCCACCAAGAUGGUGACACAUUAUUGAUAUAGUAUUUUGAGUUCCUAAGAAUUUUGCUUCAGUUUUUUCUCCCCCCCUGUACAAAGGAAUGUGUGAGAUUGAUGUGCAAGCAUGGAUUUAAAAUACAUGCGAUUUAAAAAGAUAAGAAGAAAAAAGAUUUCUGCUGUGCAAAGCAACUUCGCAGAGAUUCUGACACAUUGUCGUGUAUUGUGUUUUUUUCUUGUUGUUUGAUGCCAAAAGGGGGUGUGGUUUCAGAGGCUGGUUUCCUGGAGCGUGAUUAAGCCUAAUCCUCUAACUAAAACCAUCUUUAGUUGAUGAAAGCUGCAAGGAAGUAGUGUUUUUCACCCAGAUUUGGCUAAAUCUGUGAUAGCAAGUCCGAUCUCUAUCAAAUGUACUAGCGUAUUAGUAACAUACACCAAUAUUUAACCUGGCAGAGCCAUUAAUGGACGAUGUUGGCUGGUUUGGCUCGGUAACAACACCAGACCUCCCAGUACUCUCACUGUCACACUCAAGUAGCGAUAGGAAGGAAGUGUAACUCCGCUGGCUCUGUGAUCCUCCUCCUGUGCCACCUCCGGGUCGUUACUCUCCUCACAUUUAUAUGGAAUGGAUUUUAAAAUGCACAUGUAUCAAGAUGAUGGCCGAUCCUCUCCUCCUCGCUUGGUGUUUUGGCGUAUGUUGUGAACAGCUGUCGGAGCUCUGGAAGUGAGGGAGCUUUAUGUUGUGUUUUGACAGUUUCAUUGGGGGGAAAAGAGAUCAGUUUCUAGCUUUACUGUGUGGAACAAAGAUAAAUGGCAUCUUGCAGGUUUUUGAAAAACCAAGGGUUCACAGGAAACAUCAGUAUUAGAGCCUCAGAUACAAUGUCACUCACUCCAAAAUUACACAAAUGAGAGGAAGACAUUGCAAGGCCUAUAUUUUUCUUAAGGUAUCAGUAACUUUGUAUACAAUCCACAAACCGGUUCUACUUCAUCUUAACUUCACCGUCCUACCUCAUUGUUACUCUGGUGUUUGUUUGUCAGUGACUGUAAACUAUGUGUAUGUAUUUAAAAAAAAUCUAUAGGAAGAGGUAUACCUGGUUACUCUCAACAUGUAUAGCAUAUAAAACUUGUAAAACACCUCAGUACAGAUAUAUCAUUCUUAAGAGAAAUCCGUUUUUAUUACGAGCUUAAAGAUGCUGCUGUAAAAGGGUGUCUGCGUGAGGGGUCGUCUCAGAAUAUAGUAUAUACAGUAUAUAUAUAUAAAUAUAUACUGUAUAUACACCUUCGCUCUUUGCUAUGUGGUGCAGUCGAUCAGUGGUUGUUUUCUGUCUCUGUAAUGCAUUCUGAGAUUUUUACUGGUUGACGGUGCUACCAGCAAACAGUUCCAAAACUGAUCUAUUGGACCUCAAAUGGUGCUGUUUUUCUAUAUGUUUUUAUCCUUGUAUCGCUAUGUUUUAUUCAGGUGUGUCAACCGCCACUAUCCCCUCAGCUAAUCAAAAUUUUAAGCCAAAAUAUUUCGCAAAACCAGUAACCCUGCUAUUACUGUAUCAACUAUAUGCUAUCCAUCCAAAUAUUGUAGAUAGUGAUUAUAUCCUCAGCUGUGACUUUCAGAAGUACCUCAGAACUUGCUUACUUUCAAUGGAUGCAUCUGCUUCUAGGAACCGUUGUCUACCAAUAUCACAUUGUUGCAGUGUAUUUCUCAGAUAUAUGCAUUUUUAAUGGUUAGAUCAGGUUACACCAUAAAUAUAGUACGCGAUUAUUAACUCACUCAGAUGGCUGACAUAUUUAAAGGAUACCACUGUUCACUGGUUGCAUGCCAGGUUGUCAAACAGGAAAUCUCAGUUGGAAGGGAAAGUGUAGGUUACAGUAGAAGUUGUCCUCAGAUAUAUAGAUAUGUCUAUAUAUAUAUAUAUAUAUAUAUAUAUAUAUAUAUAUAUAUAUAUAUAUACUUUGAUUCAAAGUUAAGUUGUUUUCCAGAAGACUGAUUCCAUUGGUAGUUGUUGUUUAUGGUGGAAAGUAGUACACGUUUGUAAAAGUGAUUUGGUUGAAAAUGAAAUCAAAAAAUGUUACGCGUAAUUGCUGGGAGUCUUCAGGGUACUGUCGGGGAGUUUUAGCCUGCCGUGUAUGAAAUAUUAUUAUCUGGUUUAUAAUUUUAAUCUGUGAUUCCCUCUUUGUAUGUCUUUGUCCCUGACUUUCGAUAAAAUAAUAUAUAUUUACUUAUCUGUGUAAAAAACAAACAGAUGAAUUUAGUCUAGUCAUUUGUUCAUGAUUGACUUACUGUGAGCUAGUCAUAGAUGCAGCACCAUGCAGUGUUUAUGAGCAAAAACAAAGUGCAUUAUAUUUUCCUUCACCCUGUGCAGUGAUAACCAAUGGAAUCUUUUCAGCACCAAAGUGUUUUCUGUAUGUUAUGUUGUUAUUUUUGUUUCCCUUUUGGGGGGGGGGGGGGGGGGGAUUUGCUCUACCUGUCAGUAUGUAUGUAUUUGUUUUCUUGUGUUGUUGGGUUUUUUUUUUUACUCUGAUCAUGUCUAUGAGCAUACUUUGUUGCUGGGGAAUUUAUUUCUAUACUGUGAGAAGUUUGUGUUCAAACACAACGUCGGUUUCGUGGAAGCACUUAAGCCAUCCGUUGGACUGUUUUCAUAAUGGUUCAAUUGUGAGCUUCGCUCUGGGCCAGGGAAUUGACUCAGAGAGAGAGAGAGAGCGAUUGUGUGUAAUCGAGUUCCUACGCAGGUGUUGAGUUGUUAUCACCUGGUACCACAUCACCGUCGGGUGGAGGGCCAGCCAGGGCGAGAGAAGACUGGCCAGUGUUCGAACCUUUGAAUGUGUCUGCACAGCCUUGAGAUUGAGUCAAAGGGGACAAUGGCGAUAUGACAAAUCCGUACAGAACUAUUACUACAUGUUCACACCCAUGGAGUUGAAACCGAUCUACACAGGGCUGCUUGGGUAUAUAUAUAUCGGUCUGCAGCAGUUGUAACCGCAUUGCAAUGAUCAUUAGGGGAAGACAGGGUUAUUACUGUAUGGUGUAUUUCCAGCUGGUAUGAUAAUGUGAAAAGAAUAUCAAGACUAUUGCAGUAAACACUCCCUCACCCUACUUCAGCCUCCCAGAGGCACAACUGUACAUUUUCAGACCAUGUUGUCAGUAUAUGCGGUAGAGAGUGUACAUGUCUUUGCUAAACCGGCCACACCUCUGCUAUGCGAGCAACUCUUUGACGCUUAGCAUCCUGCUCUGUGUUUUCUCUUGCUGCAUUCAGGAACACCUGUCUAAUGUAUAGAUAAACAGAAAUAAAUCCAGACUUUUAUUCUAUCA